Botrytis sinoallii is the source of this 312-nucleotide messenger RNA. RefSeq lists its product as uncharacterized. The record is from RefSeq and is a predicted model, not a curated record. Lineage: Eukaryota; Fungi; Ascomycota; Leotiomycetes; Helotiales; Sclerotiniaceae. The transcript is spliced from 2 exons. The coding region runs from base 1 to 312 and encodes 103 amino acids.
AUGACUUGCUUUCGCCAUGUACUCCAUACCAAGCUUAGUGGACAUUUCACAAUUCCCAACCAGUUCCUCAUGACUGUGCACAUUUCCAGCAUCCAUCGAGUAUAUCCAGGUCCCAAGGUAUCUCUGACCAUUCGAUCGUCCAUUUGUAACGUCAAUUCAGCAAAAGAUGUGCGCGAUGCAUUUUCCGUUAUCCAAGUUACCACAAUCAAACUCAACCCUUCACCCCCCGGUACAGCUGAAAUGGAAAACAUCAAACGCCCGAAACGCCCGAAAUAUCGAUAUCGCUAUCAUUCUCUGUUUGAUUUGAUUUGA